GUGAUGCUGAAAAGAAAUAUAUCGCUUCACAAGGUCCAAAUGAUGUUAUUAUUAAAGAGUUUUUGCGAUUAUUGUGGGUUUCACAGACUGGAAAGAUUGUUAUGUUGACCAACCUGUUUGAAUUGGGAACUGAAAAAUGUUUUAAGUAUUGGCCGGACAGUGGCGAAGAAAUAAAGUUUGGUCAAAUUUCGAUGACAUUGGUCAGUGAAGAGAAUUUUUCUCAUUUCACAAUUAGAACUCUCAAAAUCUCGAAGGAUGAAUGUGGAUCUAGAACCAUUAAACAAUAUCAUUUUACAUCAUGGCCUGAUAAAGGUGUUCCUACUGAUAUUGCGUCAUUGCUUGAAUUCAGAAGUAGAGUGAUUAAAGAGGUAUCACCACAUCCUGGACCAAUGGUGAUACACUGCAGUGCUGGUAUUGGACGAACGGGAACGUUUAUAGGUUUAGAUUAUCUGAUAGAAGAAGCUAGAGCAGAAGGGUCUGUAGAUAUCUAUGAAUGUGUUAAACAGAUGAGAUAUGAACGAGUUAACAUGGUCCAGGCAUGGGAACAAUAUGUAUUUCUACAUGAUGCUUUAGCUGAAUGGUAUAUAGCUGGAGAUAUUACAUUUCCUGUGACGUCAUAUCAAAAGGACUAUCAGGCGUUACUGAAGGUCAAUAAAACGUCUGGUAAAUCACAGCUUCAAGAACGAUUUGAGAUGCUUAAUGAUGUGUGUCUACCACAAAGUACAGCCGAUUGUUCAGUAGCUUUAUCAGAAGAAAACAAGAAUAAGAACAGAGAUCUGUCAAUAUUAGCAUCCGAUAAAGUUCGACUGUGCUUAUCAAAACCACAGACCACAGAUUAUAUCAAUGCUUUAUUUCUAUCGAGUUACAAAAAGAAACGUGCUUAUAUAUUGACCCAAACACCCUUACCAGAUACAGUGAUAGAUUUCUGGACGAUGGUUGUAGAACAAGACGUUACUACAAUAGUUAAUAUGGAUAUUAUAGAAACAGGAAAGGAUAUUGGACAAUAUGUACCAGGAAUUGAUGAACUGAAUUGUGGACAAUAUACUAUUACUAAAACAGAUGAAACGGAAUAUGAGAAUACAAUUUAUUCAGUGGUGACCUGUUCAAUUAAAAGUGAAACAUAUGAUAACCUACAACGAACAGUCAAAAUUUAUCAGUGCAAUUUCUGGAAUACACAGAGAGGGGUACCAACGUCUGCUGGGCCAAUAUUUAUUCUCUUAGAAGAUAUAAAAACAUGGUCUCAAGAACAUGAAGAUGGGUCUAUCGUAGUUCAUUGUCUCAACGGUGUAGAGAAAUCGGGUGUAUUCUGUGUUCUAGCAGCUAUAUUAGAAAGAUUAACUAUAGAACAAGAUGUCAGUAUUUUACAGACUUUAGUUCAACUACGAGUUUCUAGACCUCAGAUUAUCACGUCUUUUGAGCAGUUAAAAUUUUGUUUUGAUGCAGUUGGUGAAUAUCUAGAUGAGUUUGCUGUUUAUGCUAAUUCCUGCUAAUAUAUAUGUCAAUUCCUACAUAAGUUUAUAUCUGUUAUUGUUUUAAAAAUAAUAUUGUUCUUCUAUUGUACUUCUAUCGUUACUGAAAAUGUAUAUACUGUAUAUAUAAUUUUCUAAAAAUGUAUCUUAAUAUAACCCAUAUAUCUCAUUUAUAUUUCAUAAUUAUAUAUAUUAUACUUCUUUUGUCAUUCAAAGUGUAUAUAAUAUUCUUAACGUCUAUCUUAUAAUAUGUCAUAUUUCAUAUAUAUUUCAUAAUCAUGUAUAUUAUACUUCUAUUGUCAUUCAAAGUGUAUAUAAUAUUCUAAACCUCUAUCUUAUAACCCAACAUAUUUCAUAUAUUAUCCAUAAUUAUGUAUAUUAUAUUUUUGUUGCAAAUCAAAGUGUAUAUAAAAUUCUAAAGCUCUAUCUUAUAAUAUGUCAUAUUUCAUAAUUAUGCAUUUUGCCCACUAUAUUUCUAUUGUCAUCUAAUGUAUAUAUUAUAUUAUAAACGUCAAUCUUAUAAUUUUCCAGUUUAUAUAAAACGUAAUAUUGUAAACGCGUAUCUCGCUUGGGUAGUAACUAAAAAUAUUGUUGCUUGACGAACUAGUCCCUUAAUCCCAUUGCGUACGUCCACUACCAAUAAACGGUAUGGUUAAUUGAAAGUGUAAUGUAUGGUGGCCUAUCGUUAUCAUUCAGGAUUUAACAAAAUUUCUUUAAAAACCUAAAUAAAAUGAAAUGAAAAUGAAAAUGAAAAACAAAAUCAAAAUAAAAAGUAAAUUAAAAGCAAAAGUUCAACCAAAAGCAAAAGUUAAAUCAAAACUAAAAAUUAAAUCAAAAGCAAAAUUAAAAGUAAAAGUAAAACCAAAAUGUAAAUAAAACACAAAUGAAAACUAAAAUCAUUUUUAAAAGUAAUUUGAAAAGUUCAACUAAAAGCAAAAGUUAAAUCAAAACUAAAAAUUAAAUCAAAAGCAAAAAUAAAAAUAAAAGUAAAACCAAAAUGUAAAUUAAAAUCAAAACACAAAUGAAAACUAAAAUCAUUUUUAAAAGUAAUUUGAAAUGUAAAACAAAAGUAAAAGUAAAAAGCAAAAUAAAAAUAUUUGUCGGCCUAUCGCUAUCAUUCAACUUUUUUCACGCAAAAGUAAGAUAAAAAUAUUUGGUCGGCCUAUCGCUAUCAUUCAACGUCCUUGACCCCAAUCGGUAACCGUCGGCUAUUUCCAACCGCUUCGAUUCGACGGUUUGUUCUCCCGCGGUACAAAUAAAACUGAAUCAGAAUAGUAUUUUCUUAUGGAAUGCGAAAAUUAUGAAGAUUUGCGA
Patella vulgata (common limpet) is the source of this 2783-nucleotide messenger RNA. Its product is annotated as receptor-type tyrosine-protein phosphatase mu. The transcript has 13 exons. The record is from RefSeq and is a predicted model, not a curated record. NCBI's taxonomy places the organism in Eukaryota, Metazoa, Mollusca, Gastropoda, Patellidae. Gene Ontology annotation, molecular function: protein tyrosine phosphatase activity. The coding region runs from base 102 to 1490 and encodes 462 amino acids. Gene Ontology annotation, biological process: protein dephosphorylation.